AUGCCACGCUUCACAGCUCUUACCAACCUUUCCUUUGCCGCUCCCAAGCGUGCUAAAGCCUCCCGCUACCAACCGUACCCUGCCCAGUCCGUCCGUUGCGCUCUUCGUGCGAGUGCAAAGAGCCCUCUUGGGGCGAUUGGUGUCUUUGCUACCGGUGGGUUUCUUGUGACCCAAGUUACCUCUCCUGAGGUGUUUGGUGGGUCAGGCGAGGCCCAAGCUGUUCCUAGAGGAACAAAGCGUCCUUGCCCGGAGGACUUUAUUUCCACGGCUCAUAUGGCCAAGCGCCUGGAGGUGGCUACCGUUCAGGCAUUAAGAAGACCCGCUGGGAGGGGACCUCGCGGAUUUAAGUUGUCCACGAGCCCUGCCCGGCGGGUGGCUCUUAAACAAAGUCUGAGAUUGGUCAGACACGUAGUCUUUGAACUACAAAGAAGAGGAGUGAUCAGUAUGACGGGUCAAAUCAAUGACCCUUUGCCCUCAUACUGCAACAUGUCUACCACAUCUGUUCUCGCUCCUGUUCCUGUCCCUGUUCCAGUAUCUGCUUCUACGUCUUCUGCUUCUUCUUCUGUUUCUUCUUCUGCUUCUACUUCUGCUUCUGUCACCCCUCCCGUUCGUUCUAUCACCCGCUCCUCGUCACGAAUUGUCACCAAUUCUUCAUCUGGAUUCUUCUCUCCCUCACCAUCUCCAUCACCUUCUCCGUCACCUCCAUCAUCUCUCUCUCCAUCUUCUGAGCCAGAAACAUCGCUAUCUCUAUUUCAAGCAUUGUCAUCAUUAGAGUCUAUUGAAUCAUCAGAACAAUCAGAAUCAUCAUCAACAAUGGCUCUUGGUAGCACAUAUACCAAAGUGAUAAGCAUUGCUGUAGAUACAACACAGACCAUUACGUCUAGUGUUGUAUCUGUAGUAGGAGCAAUUAAAAAAUUCUUCUCUUGGGACAAAGACAAAGUCAAAGCUAAAGUCAAGGUCAAAUCCAAAGUCAUGGCAAAAUCCAAAUCUGAAAUUGAAACUGAAAAGGGAACCAGAAAAAGAGAGGAUGGGGAAAAUAUUAUCAUUAUUAUCAUUACCAUUAAUAUCAUUGUCAUUAAUAUUAUCAUCAAUAUCAAUAUCAAUAUCAUUAUCAUUAUCAUUAUCAUUAUCAUUAGUAUAGUGCUACAUAGUUUCUGUGUAGCGCAUAGACAGAGAAUUAUUUAUGUAUUAAAAGGUUUAUCAAGCAACACAUAUACCUUUAGUGGUCAAAAGGUGUUUCGAUCUCAGAAAUUAUCAGUGUCCUCUUCUUGUUAA
Molecule: messenger RNA, 1275 nt
Organism: Phycomyces blakesleeanus NRRL 1555(-)
Lineage: Eukaryota; Fungi; Mucoromycota; Mucoromycetes; Mucorales; Phycomycetaceae
Exons: 5
Coding region: 1-1275 (424 amino acids)
Source: RefSeq, a predicted model, not a curated record